Messenger RNA from Toxotes jaculatrix (banded archerfish), 2259 nucleotides. RefSeq names its product centrosomal protein of 83 kDa. The coding region runs from base 170 to 1681 and encodes 503 amino acids. The transcript has 4 exons. The record is from RefSeq and is a predicted model, not a curated record. NCBI's taxonomy places the organism in Eukaryota, Metazoa, Chordata, Actinopteri, Toxotidae. Gene Ontology annotation, molecular function: DNA binding.
UAACAGCAAACAUGGCUCCGUUAACUUAGCACUGAAGCUAAUACUUCCGAUACAACUGUUGACCACUAAUGAGAAAUUGAUUCUGUAGAAAACACCGAGCAGCGGUAAUUACUCUUUUGACAUGUAUUUCUUCUGAGCAGGAUGUGACUGGGACCACAGUGGCUCGUUAAUGUUGUGUGUUGAUAACCUGGAGCCAGCCAGAGAGAUGACCCGUAAAAGAAGUGUGGUUUGGGGCUUUUUUAAAACCGUGGACUCAGAGUCGGUCCAGUGUCUGCUCUGCAGGGGCUACCAGUCCAGACAGGUUCAGGGCAGCACCACGGCCAUGCUGAGACAUCUGCGUGUCAAACACCCCAAGGAGGUCGCCAAGAAAUGUAAAGGGCGGGCUCCUGAAAAUAUCCCCACAAACGCUCAUCCAGAAGUGGAUACGGACAGUAAACAGUUCUGCUCCGUGGAAGUCUCACUGGAGGACGGAGACUCUGACAUCCAUACUACCAUGAAUGAAUCUGAUAUUAGUUCUGGUAUUAAUGGCAUCCUGGAAGCUGCACAAGGAGGUCCAGCAGAACAAGUAACACAUGGAGAGGCGAGCGAUGGCCGCCCCAUGAGACGUAGUCGGCACAAACGGAGCUUGAUCUGGAGGCACUACGAGCAUUUGGACAGUUUGAAUGCUGCUCGUUGCCGCAUUUGCAUGAAGAAGUUACAGUGCUUUGAAGGCGGCAGCACAAGCAACUUACAUCGGCACAUGUCGAAGAGACACCCGGAGGUGUUUUCUAGGUUAGUGACCGAUGGGCUUAACCCACCUCCAUCAUCACAGGGCUCAAAUGCUCAUGGUGACAAAUCAACCUCACCAGAGACUGCUGGGGCAACAGAGCAGAGACGGUUUACAGUUGAAGUUGCACUGGAGGACGGAGACUCUGAUAUCCAUACUACCAUGAAUGAAUCUGAUAUUAGUUCUGGUAUUAAUGGCAUCCUGGAAGCUGCACAAGGAGAUCCAGCAGAACAAGAACAAGUAACACAUGGAGAGGCGAGUGAUGGCCGCCCCAUGAGACGUAAUCGGCACAAACGGAGCUUGAUCUGGAGGCACUACGAGCGUUUGGACAGUUUGAAUGCUGCUCGUUGCCGCAUUUGCAUGAAGAAGUUACAGUGCUUUGAAGGCAGCGGCACCAGUAACUUGCGUCGGCACAUGUCAAAGAGACACCCGGAGGUGUUUUCUAGGUUAGUGGCCAACGGGCUUAACCCACCUCCAUCAUCACAGGGCUCAAAUGCUCAUGGUGACAAAUCAACCUCACCAGAGACUGCUGGGGCAACAGAGCAGAGACGGUUUACAGGUGCGCUGAAAGGUUCAAGAGCAUGUGAAGGAGAAAGGCGUGUGCUGAGAAGAGAACGGGAGCUGAUUGAAGCUCUGAGGCGAACACAGAAGGAGGAGGCUCGGGCUCUGGAGCAACAGAGGGAGCUGCUUGAGAAAUUGCAGGCAGCAGGUGCCAGAGAGGCAGCUGCAGAGAGGGAGACAAUUGAGUCACUAAGAAAAGCACAGGAGGAGGAAGCCAAAGAAUUAAGUAGACAGAGAGAAGAGCUACAGAAGGAAAAGGCUGAGCUGCAGAAAAAAACGGCAGAGCUACAGAAGAAAUGGGAAGAGCUUCAGCAGGAAAGAGAAGAACAUCUCUUGUUUUCCAGAGGACAGUAACCCAGUAAUUCUGUUACAACACAACAACAGGACUCAUGACAGGUUUCCUAUAAAUGCCUUUGGACUAUUUCAAAUAUGUAAAAACUCCUCUCUGGUUAAUAUGAGGGCUUGAGACCAUCAGUUACACACUGAUGGUCUACACUCUAUUUUUGAUCAUAGUACAUCAUGUUGUUACUGACCUAAAUUAAGCCUGAGACUUGGAUUGAGUCUUUUCAACACAGUCUUUUGAAAUAAAAUGCCAUUUUUGACAGUAUCACAUUUUCACUAUUUGACCUGGUUUAGGAUGUUUAGGACAGCAUAGCUGCUUCCAUUAGCACCUACUGUAUUUUUAGAGUAACUGGGAUAUUGUUUCUGGGAAUACAAAUGGCAAAUACUAUUUUGUUUGUUUCCAAAUUCAGUCAUACACCGAGUACCAAAAUUAAAAUUCUGUCUGUCUCCAGUGUAAAUACUAUUUUGUCCUAUCCUUGGAUUAUGAAUUGUCUUUUGUUUGAAGGAUAGGUUCAUGUGUUUUUCAGUCUGUCAAGGUAAUAGUCAGGUGCUCCCAUGGGCAUUGAGACAAGUUUUAUCUUGCUUUAAUU